UGUUGUGUUUGUUUUCUUUUGGCGGUAUUUUAUUUACGAAAUAAAUUCAUUAUAUGGAGUAAACAAAAAGGAAAUUAAUUUACUUUUAAAGUAUAUGUUAUACAAAACAAUCAAAUCAAAGGAUAUUCCCCUUCAAGACAUGAAAAUUUUCGUGCGUUCGGCGCAUAACCUAAAAGAGAGAUUACGAUUUUGUAAUUAUUACAGUAGCCAGCUUUUAAUUAGUAAACGCGAAAAGUCUGAUACCAUGAAAUAUUUAAAUGUUGCUGAAAAAAAUGAUGCAGCUAAAAACAUUGCAUUACAUCUAUCCCGAGGAACUUCGCGACGGCGAGAGGGGCUUUCCCAAUACAACAAGAUCUAUGAAUUUGAAGCGGAUGUUAGGGGUCAAAAGUGCCAAAUGGUGAUGACAUCAGUUUCAGGUCAUCUUCUAGCUUUAGAAUUUGUUGGUGCAUACAAAAAUUGGCAAUCUUGUAAUCCCCUGACUUUGUUUGAUGCACCGGUAUUUAAAUACUGUCCAGAAAAUUAUGAAAAAAUUAAGAGAACUUUAGAAAGAGAAAUCAAAAGCUGCCAAGGUCUCAUAAUAUGGACAGAUUGUGACAGAGAAGGUGAAAAUAUAGGUUUUGAGAUAAUUCAAGUUUGUACAGCAGCUAAGCAGAACAUACAGGUGUUCCGGGCAAAAUUCUCUGAAAUCACUGCAGUAUCAGUGCGUAGAGCUUUGCAUAACCUAGAGCAACCAAAUAAGAAUGUCAGCGAUGCAGUUGAUGUAAGACAAGAGCUGGACUUAAGGAUAGGUGCUGCAUUUACAAGGUUCCAGACACUAAGGCUUCAAAAAGUCUUCCCCAGUAAGUUGGCAGAGAGCCUAGUGAGCUAUGGCUCCUGUCAGUUUCCAACACUAGGCUUUGUGGUUGAGAGGUACAUAGCUGUUGAGAACUUUGUUGUAGAACCAUUCUGGAAAAUUAAAGUGAAUCACACAAUGAAUAAUUUGAGUGUAGAUUUUGCAUGGGAUAGAAUACGGCUCUUCGACAGAGAUGCUUGUCAAGUUUUACAUGACAUCUGCUUGGAGAACCCUCAAGCUAAAGUGUGUGAUGUCAAAACUAAACCAAAGUCCAAGUGGAGACCUCUACCUCUAGAUACAGUUGAACUAGAAAAACUAGCAUCAAGGAAGCUAAAAAUAAACGCUAAAGAGACCAUGCGUCUCGCCGAAAAACUAUACACCCAAGGUUUGAUCAGCUACCCGCGUACAGAGACCAAUGAGUUCCCGAAAGAGAUGAACCUCGGACAACUGGUGACACAGCAAGUUGGGGACCCGCAGUGGGGAGCGUUCGCGCAGGGCAUCAUGGAUAGUGGAGGGCCCACGCCGCGUCAAGGCAACAAGAGCGAUAAGGCCCAUCCGCCUAUACACCCUACUAAGUAUAUUAACAGUUUAUCCGGCAACGAGCAACGCCUCUACGAGUUCAUAGUCCGUUCGUUCCUCGCGUGCUGCUCCAAGGACGCCCAAGGCCAGGAGACCACGGUUACUAUAGACGUGGCCAGCGAGCGCUUCGCGGCCAGUGGGCUCAUGAUCACGGCCAGGAAUUAUCUGGAAGUCUACCCGUACGAUAAGUGGUCGUCUAAGGAAAUACACGUGUAUCAGGCAGGCGAAACAUUCAACCCUACCAGUAUAGACUUGGUAGAUGGAAGCACAAGUCCGCCGAAUCUCUUGACUGAAGCUGAUCUUAUCGCGCUAAUGGAAAAACAUGGAAUUGGAACCGACGCAACCCACGCAGAACAUAUAGAAACAAUAAAGAACAGGUCUUAUGUGGCACUGGCGGACGCUAUACAUUUCGUUCCCGGCCUGUUGGGCAUGGGCUUAGUAGAAGGCUACGACGCGAUGGGGCUCACGAUCUCCAAGCCACACCUGCGGGCGCAGUUGGAGGCCGAUUUGAAGGCUAUCAGCGAAGGGAGGAAGAAUCCGCAGAUAGUGCUAGCUGAACAGGUAGCAAAAUACAAAGAGGUGUAUUUGACCGUGACGGCGGAAGCGAAUAAGAUCGACAGCGCGUUGGCUGAAAGAUUUAGCGAAAGGCCUAAUGAAUACACUCCUAGCACUGAGAACUUGCCUGUUCAGAUGCCCUCAGUUCUGAAAUGUCCUAAAUGCGGGACAGACAUGGUGGUGAGACAGAAAAAGAAUAACCCUGAAGAAUUGUACAUAGGUUGCUUGUCUUAUCCACAAUGUAAAAAUGCAGUGUGGCUCCCGUCGAUUGUAAAGACAUUGCAAGUUUUACCGGACUCAUGCCCCACAUGUGGGCCAAAUUACAAGAAAGUUAUAUUCGAAUGGAGAAAUAAUUCGAUAAGUCACUUAUACCCGCCUCCUUACACUACCUGUAUCGGAGGCUGUGAUACGUCUUUUCUAGAAUUACUCAAAAUCAAUCUUUCUAGUGUCCGACGAGUGCCUGAAAGUCGUCCGCAGACGGUUACCACCAACCCUACUAGACCAAAUAAUAGUAUAUUCGGAGGAACUAGCAACACGGUUAACGUUAUGCCUGCUAGAACAACUCAAAACCGACCCAGUAAUCCAACAAGGAGUUUUGUACCUCCUCCUCCUGCGAAUACAGUUCAAAAUCCGACGAACAACACCCGGAUGCCGGUCCUUAGAAGUAACAGCAACGCAAAUGCAGAUGACAACAAUGUGAUGUGUGGGUGUAAUCAAACUGCAAUCUUGUUAACUGUCCGAAAGCAAACUGCUAAUUUCGGAAAGAAAUUUUACAAAUGCGCUAAGGGCAAAGAAAAUGGCGGUUGCGAUUUCUUCUUAUGGGCGCCCGAAUCGGCUGACGGUGGUGGGCAAACGCAUUUUGACACACCGCCUCAGUCGAGUAACUCGUGGGGCAAUUCCACCGCCGCUCCUAGCAGCAACAACACUACUAGGGGCUGGGGUAUAACACCUAGCUUUUCUAGGGACGACUUUCAGGGGAACGACGAUAAUGUUAUGUGUAACUGCGGUGUGCCAUGUAAAAAAGUCACGGUCCACAAAGAAGGUCCGAAUAAAGGCCGCCCGUUUUACGGCUGUCCGAAGGAAUACAACGCUCGUUGUAAUUUCUUUCAAUGGGCAGAUGAUGGCGGUAGCACAGUUACAGAAUGGGGUAGCGCGAACACUAGCAGAGGCCGAGGUCGCGGUCAGAGCGCCUCCCGCGGCCGCCGCUGCGGACUGUGCCGUCAGGAAGGUCACGUCAGAAGUCGCUGUCCCAACCUUAACACGGAUUAACUGCUAGUUAUUAGGACAAAUGCUUCCCAACUAGGGUUAAGACACCCUUAGGUGUAGUCAGGACAAAAGAGUCUCAGUGUCAAAAGGAUGUGGAAAGUUGCUGUAAGAUAUAAUGAAAUUUGUAAGAUAUAGGAGAACACUAGUUCGCAUUUUCUACUUUCUUGCGCUAAGUAAUAUUGUUUAUAAUAUGUGAAUAAU
Molecule: messenger RNA, 3433 nt
Organism: Ostrinia furnacalis (Asian corn borer)
Lineage: Eukaryota; Metazoa; Arthropoda; Insecta; Lepidoptera; Crambidae
Gene: Top3alpha
Product: topoisomerase 3-alpha
Exons: 15
Coding region: 95-3235 (1046 amino acids)
Biological process (GO): DNA topological change; DNA repair; DNA recombination
Cellular component (GO): nucleus; chromosome; RecQ family helicase-topoisomerase III complex
Molecular function (GO): DNA binding; DNA topoisomerase type I (single strand cut, ATP-independent) activity; zinc ion binding
Source: RefSeq, a predicted model, not a curated record